Yarrowia lipolytica CLIB122 is the source of this 1926-nucleotide messenger RNA. RefSeq lists its product as uncharacterized. NCBI's taxonomy places the organism in Eukaryota, Fungi, Ascomycota, Dipodascomycetes, Dipodascales. The record is from RefSeq and is a predicted model, not a curated record.
AUGAGACGGAUCACCGUGGCCGUUCGUACCGUGUGUAUGGGCCCUCGGCCCCGGUAUGACUACAAAGCAUUGGUUUUAUCGAUAAAGAUGCCCGGGGUGUCCAGUUUGCCGCCUGGUAGGGCAUUUAAUGGUCUUCAGGCGCCUCAGAGAGGGCUGCAAUUCCCGGUGGACUCUCUCAUGGCCAAAGAGCCGACUUUUUUGCAUUUAGUUCAGGAGGUGAUUGAACAGCCGAUGCGGGAGGGCGAAAAGAAUCUCAAGGGCGCGUUACGCAAGCUGCAGAUGCAAAAGCUGCGUGUUCUGGCCCGGAUCAAACAGCUGAACCUGGGGUUGGAGGAGCAGGUGAGAAAGGUGGCGGCUAACAGACUCAUAGAUCAUUCCAGCCUGCUGAAGUUCUUGGAAACGUGUUCUAUGGGCGAUGGAGGAGAUGCGCAGCUAUCGCUGUCUACAACUAUGUUACUGAGUCAACAGAUGGUGGCUGAUGGGGAAUUCGAGCUGGUGGCCGACUUUCUAGCCAACCAGUUCUCGUUCGGAGACAUUCUCAAGCUGGGGGGCCAGAUUAUUGCCGACGGAGGGCCUAAAAUCAAACAGAAGCAAGUGGUCACGGCAUUCGAGCUGUGCAGGGCGUUCGAUAAGCAUGGGUUUGCCCAACAACUGGCCCGAGGGCUAUGGAUCGGAGAGAUGAACCGAGGAAUACAGUUUUGUCUGGGGCUGGAUGACUGUGCGACAGAACAACAGCUUCAAGAUUUUCUGUACCACAAUGACCGGAUCAACUACCGCUUGUCCAGGUACAAUAGUGGGGCAUUCAUAUUGGACGACGCCCUUAAGCCCUAUGAGAAGAUGAGGCUGCUGGAAAAGUACGUGCAAUUGGGAAACACGGAAAUUCUGCGCAACUUGUUUUUCAACCAGGCUGCGGAAAAACACCAUGAAUGGAUCCAUGUAUGCAUCGAGAGGGUGGUUCAAAUGGCUAUCAGUGACCCUCGACUUUUAGGAGUUGUCAAGGUCGUUUUGGAGAAGAAGAAGGACCUUCCAGUAUGGUGUACUGCUAGAAUAACGGCUCUAGUGACCGACCAGAAGUCUCUCCGAGGUCUCUGGGCGAGAUACAGUGCCCAAUACUCCCAUUUGGUUGAAGAUGAGACCGCCAAACAGAACAUGGUCGCGUUUCUGGAGAAGGCUGUGGCUUUGGGAGACAUUUAUUCGGCCAGCAAAAUUACCAAGGUGCUUGGAGAGAACACUCCAAUUCCGCUAGUUAAGCAGUACCUGCACUUGCUGUUUGGCAACCGUCUACACAAGCGUGAAUCUAACAAGUUUGAUCUGAUUACUCGCCUUUUGGAUGCCAAUUCGAGCGAUCCUUCGGGGGUAAUGAAAGCCGUGGGUGCAGUGUGGCCUCAUAAACGGUACCAUAUGUCGGAGGUGCUUCUAUGGGACCUGAUACGUGCCUUUGAGGCCAGUAAGCUGACCCAUUGGUCUGAGCUUCUAGAGGAACAUUUUGCUCGGGCUAUUUUUACUCGUCCUCCAGUCGAAAAGGUUGAGUACUACUUCUUACCCAAGGUUUCUGUGAGAGCCAUCUGGCUGUGUAUUCAGACAGAACUGACUAAAGCCAUGCAUGCUAAGAAGGGUGAUGUGGAUCGAAGCGGAAGUCUGCAGUUGAUCACUAUUGCUCUUAUGGCUAUCAGAAUGAAGUCCAGCAGGACGCGGUUCCAACGGCGCGAGAUCUCGAAAGCUGAGAAAGAGGGACCCGAAGAAGAGAACCGUCAACAGCCAGACACCAGUAUGGUCAUUUCCAACCCCUACUCUGACCUCGAUUUGAGUCUACUGCCUCCUCGGGCUCAGCUCGAACGGCUUCGGGUCCCCAGUGAGUAUCUGGAGAUUCGGGAUAUGGACAUGCUCUUACUACAGCAAAUUGGCAAACAAGUGAAGCCAUUUUAA